UUCCUACCUGACUUCCGCUUUUAAAACUAAAAUGGUGGCGCCAAAGCUUGACAACAAAGCGGCAAUUUACGUCCCGAGCGAAGGACAAGAAACUUUUCAGACAUUUCUCCUGUUCGGCGACGGUUUAACGUCAUCAACGUGCGGACUUUAAGGUUGAAGACUUUCUUCUCGUCCAAAUGUCGACAUGUCUCCGAAAAGUGAGCAACUUCUCAUCGUUUUGUCCAUCCUGGAAGGAAGCUGAUUGAUUUUCAGCAUGUUACGUGACUACGGUGGCCGACGGGGGGCGCAGCAACGACCAAACACAAACAACAGUUGAUCCAAAACUAAAAGCAACCGCAAAGGGAGCUGCUUUCCAAUUAGAAAUGCUGCAGAUGCAUAAACUCUACAAAAUCCAAACAAUAAAGAAAGCUGCUGCAAAUGAGAAAUGCUCGCCAUGCUACCCAGGGCGCCAGACAUUCAUUAGAACUUGAACGUGAUGCCCAUGAGAACGUUGGUGUCACGAAAAGACAAAUGUCCCUCAGGUCUGACACUCCUUGGAGCUUGACUAACUUUCUGGUGGCCUGGCUAGCUUCUUGGUUGAGUCGAGACUUCCCAAAGUGCUCGCAGCUCAGCCUGGAGGUUCAGGCCAGCUUCGACGGAGAGCAGCUGACCACGGACCCGGUGGACCACCUGGACCAGCCUCAGUUCAGCACGGAGCUGGCGUGGGAGCUAGACCGCAAGAUGCUGCACCAACACAGACUGCAGAGAACUCCCAUCAAGCUCCAUUGCUUUGCCGUGGACUCCAGCAAAGGCAGCAGGGAAAGUGUCGGCUACAUCGUCCUGGACCUCAGAUCUGUCCAGGAAGUCCCUCAGGAGCCUCGCUGGUACCCCCUGCUGAGCAGUAAGUACACCAAGAAGAAGCCCUCGCUGCUCCUCAGCAUGGUGCUGGAGAACGACGGGGGGUCCUCCCCGCUGACGUCCCCCAAGCCCAAGAAGGACCCGCCCAGACAAGAGCCCCCAGCAGCCCACCAUGGAGACCACCCACCAGCCGCCCGGCAGCUGAUGGACAAACUGGAGGUGGUUCUGGUACCGGAGAAGGGCUACCACCAGGUGGGAGCGGCUGACGCGGCGGCUGACAUGUUCGUGCUGUCCGUCACCGUGGCGUUCGCCUCCAAGCUGGAACAGCUCAUCCCCAGCACGAUGAAGCUGUCGGCAGAGGGCUCCAGCUUCUUCUUCUUCUACACCUUACUGGGCAACGACAUCACCAGCGAGCCUUUCCAGAACCUUCUCGCCCCCGACUUCCAGCCCGAGCGCGCCUCCGUGCGCAUCCGCAGCAGCGAGCGUGUCCUGCGCCGCUUCCUGUCCCAGCAGCCAUCUCUACAGAUCCACCUGUGCUGCGGGACGCACUCGCUCGGGAGCGCCGACGUCCCCCUGGCCACACUGGCCGCUCUCGCCACGGAUCUGGCGAGGAGGGCGGCGACGGUGGAGGGCGUGUUCGCUCUGCACCCCCCCGCCCUCAUCAGACACACGCUGCCGCCUCAGCCCACCGACCUGCGGCCCAACGUCAGCGUGGCCGUGACCCUUCGCCAGGAGGACGUCCCGCCGGCGCUGCAGCCAUUGGCCAAUGAAGACGCAAGUAAGACAAUCCCCGCCCCUCCUCUGCCCGGUCUGGUCAUGGCCCCUCCCGCCGAGGAACAAGUCGCCACUUCAACUCCCGUCCGAAACGCUCCCGGUGCGUCGCCGUCUCCUCCCCCCGCCCAUCCUUCCUCAUGCGUGGACAAGGAGGCGGAGCAUCGGCAGGAAGCUAAAGACACGACAGCUCGUCCAGCAGACAACAUGGCCACCCCUGCCCCCAGUCAACCAGAAACGGAGGGUGGGGCUCCCAAAGUGUCCAUCCCCCCUUCAGCGCAUCACUACUGCUUCUCCUUGGACCUGUGCAGCCUCAGCGACCUCGGCCUCUCACACCCCAUCGCAGCGACACUCAGGUACUUGUACCCGUUUUUCGGCAGCACGUCGCCCGUCAUGACGAGCCACCCGGUGGAGCUGCACAGGAACACGAAGGUGUCGCUGCCGCACUCCUACUGUAGCUUCAACUUCGCCACCGUGCCGCAGCAGCUCCACAACACCUUCCUCAGGGUGGCACUGGUGUUGGAGCUCUGGCACAAGGACGCCAGCAGCAGGGACCACCUGAUUGGACGAGCCUCGCUCCAGCUGUCUAGCCUGCUCGCCGCAGAGAGGACCCGACACCUGGCGGACACGGGAGAGACAGGCUGGCGCCAAACCCACCAGGACCGUGUCCCCUUCUUCAGUACUCAGAGCCAGAAAGUGGCAGAGUUGAACUACGUGGCGACGCUGGAUGACUUUGGACUGGUCAACGUCCAACACAUUCCCGUGUCCCAGUCCACCAAGAGUGAACCUGCAGUUCCUCUACAAACAUCCACGCCCCCUGUGGCAGCCCCGCCCUUGCUUCCCCCGGGCCCACGCGACACCCUGGAGUACCACAAGGCCCUCGAGCUGGAGCUGUGGAAGGAGAAGCAGGAGGACGACUUCAAUGAUCAGCUGAGGAGGAAGGAGAGGAUUCACAUGCAAGCGCUGGCGGAGGAGUGGAUGCGACGUGAGCGUGAGAGGGAAGCUUUGGUCAACAGGAAGGUCAGCUGCUGCUACCAAUCAUCGUGUACUGCAGUACUUCCAGUACUAGAAUACCAAGAGAUGGAGUGCAGUCGCUUGGAGGAGCAGCUUCAGACGACCUUGGCUGAUCUGGAGAAGAAGGACAAACAUCUGACCGAGGCCACGCUCAAGAGGCUGCAGCGUGACCUGCUGGCCGAGCACAACCUCAACCAGAAGGAGCUUCAGGAGAAGAGCAGGAGGUUGCAGCUGGAGUGCGACCACCGGGUGGCGCUGGAGAGAGACAAAGUCCGCCUGAUGGAGGAGGAGCACACGCGCCUGCUCAAGCAGUUGUCAGACGCAGAGAGCCGCUACAAGCAAGUGGAGAAAGACUUCCACGUCUACAAGGAGCAGCAGAACGUCAGACCUGAAGUACGUCUGCAGUCUGAGAUCAACAUCCUCACCCUGGAGAAGGUGGAGCUGGAGAGGAAGUUGGAGUCCACCACCAAGUCCAAACUCCACUACAAGCAACAGUGGGGCCGCGCCCUCAAGGAGCUGGCACGCUUCAAACAACGAGAGCAGGAAAACGCCAUGACGCGUCUGAAGAAGCAGCAGGCGGAGCUGGACGCCAUGAGGCUGCGUUACCUAGCAACAGAGGAGAAAGAGGCGGUCCGACAGGACAGACAGGAACUGGGGGACAUCAGGAACCAAGUCAACAGGUUCAAGCAGCAGCAGCAGCAGCAGGGCGACGGACCUGUGGAACCCGCCCCCAUCCUGAGCGACAGCGCCGACGAGCACCUGUCCCGCCUGUUAGAGGAGCGGGACACGCUGCUGAGGACGGGCGUCUACACCCACGAGGACCGCAUCAUCUCCGAGCUCAACAGGCAGAUCCAGGACGCCAUGGCGGGCAGAACCACGGCCAAUCCGCCGUGACCUGGACCAGGAAGCACUGAGCAGGACUGAAACAUGAUGGCUAGCUAGCGCCUCUGCUAAUUAUGUUAGCUAGUUUAGGAGGCGAGCGCUAGCUGCGCGAUGCUAAGCUAAUGUAACACCAAAUGAUACUUAUCAAAUGUUUGUGUGGUUUUAGAUCAUAUUUCCGUAAAUGUAGACUCUUACGUUGUUGGUAUGCGUCUCCCUGUCACAUGACUACCAACGUGUAGAAAGCAGUGUCAUACAAGAGUCGGCCGCCAGGCGGUGCUGCAGCCUCACGUGAGCCUGUGCGCGUGGUGGUAGUGGUUUUGUAAAAAAAAAAAUAUUUUCAUUGAGUCGACUAGUCUUUAUUUUCAACGAGGACCUGACUUUAUUCUUCCACUCAUGCAAACGUGAGCAUCAACACUUGUUUGCUUAUCAGCUGGCCACGUGUCUUGCUGACGCGGGUAAGUCCGUAAAGGAACACGACGUGUGGAUGACACCAACAGUUCACGAUGACUUUUAACGUAAGUGUUGCUUUUUAGCGUCGUUAAAGCUUUUGGUUUCUUCUUUUCAAAAUUGUCAGGCACAAAAUGUCAACUUUGGCGUGUGAAGUGUGCUUUUUGUGGUGGAAGUGAAGCCAAAACGUUAAAUAACUUUCGUCAAAGUGCUUGAACAACAUAAAUAUUCGCUUGCUCAAUCAAGCUCCGCCCCCCGAAGAGCGUGUUUGCUUUGGUCUCCGCCUCCUUUGGCUUUUUUUGGUAUUGUUGAAAGUUUUCUUUGGUGGUUCAGGCUGCAAGUGGAACAAUCUUUGGUUUGUUGAGAGGAGGCUCCACUGAUGAAAGCUGCGUGGCCUCCACGCCACACGAUGGCGCUGCUAGUUGGUUGAUCGCACACUUUGGCAGAACGUCGGUCCGUUGAGCACUCGGCCAAAGAACGGCGGAUAGAAAAGCCAAGAACCACGAUGGCGGUGAGAAGAAAGGAAGAGGAAGCUCGUGUUUGUCAUACGGCCGCCACCUUUGGCCUCACCGCUUGACGCGUACAGGAGACUCGUCGUUGUCGAGUCGUUUCUGGCCUCUUCUAGUCCACCUCGAUGGACUCGCCGCCUUCACUCGCUGGUUUGCACUCGUUAGGAAGGCGCUGAUGGCGACUCAGCUGCGUCGCCUGCGUGAAGCUGCGAUCACAACGCUCACACCUGCACGCGCACACACACACACGCACACACACACGCACACACACACACAGCUGUCAAACUCUAACACUACAUGAACGAUCUAUCAGGAUUCUUAGUAUCACUACACUGCUCACGUAGUACUACUUCAUGUCACCAUGUAGUACUACCUUUGUUCUUUACUCACGUAGUACUACUUCGUAAUGCCUAGUAGUAUUUGUGUAAUGAUGUAGUAUUAGUUGAUGUGAUGAAGUACUGUAGUAGUAGUAGAGUACAUAGGUGGUGUAUGAAGUGUGCGUGUGUUUAGCGCUAUGCUAAGCAUAGCAAGGCGGGAAAAGGAGGUGUAAGUGACAGCGGUGGGAAGGUGAGGGGUCAGAGGUCAUGUGAUGACAAAGCUCAUGAGUGAGAUCAAUGAGUGAUUGACAGGUGUGUGUGUGUAGUCACGGUUACGUACUUGAAGGGUUUUUCUCCCGUGUGUGUGCGGAUGUGGUUGUUUAGCGUGGUGGCGCCGGCGAAGGCGCGGCCGCAGUAGCCGCACUUAAAGGGGCGGUCGCUGGAAUGCGUCACCACGUGGUUCCUCAACUCUGACGGCUGCGAGAAGGACAGCGAACAAUGUCCACACUGGUACGGCCUGCACACACGCGCACACACAAUGAAGCCACACAUAGAUUGCAGUCCUGUGGGAAACAAGGCAGCUGAUUGGAGGAGAGAUGUCCUCGUGUACAGUAAAUCAUAAUCAUAAAAGUGGAAUAUCCUCACUUGCAGUUUUACACACAAAAAGAUGUUGA
This is a messenger RNA of Dunckerocampus dactyliophorus (ringed pipefish), 5451 nucleotides long. It is a transcript of the gene cep120, whose product is annotated as centrosomal protein 120. Gene Ontology annotation, biological process: interkinetic nuclear migration; centrosome cycle; positive regulation of centriole elongation. Gene Ontology annotation, cellular component: centrosome; centriole. The coding region runs from base 418 to 3516 and encodes 1032 amino acids. The transcript is spliced from 22 exons. Lineage: Eukaryota; Metazoa; Chordata; Actinopteri; Syngnathiformes; Syngnathidae. The record is from RefSeq and is a predicted model, not a curated record.